AUGAAAGAAGCUCAUAUCGGAAUCUACAUGGGGAAAGAAGGCACAGCAAUCAUCGAGGAACACUCUAACAUUGUCAUAUCAGAUGGCGAUUUUCGCUCCAUCAUUAAGCUUUUGAAGUGGGGAAGAUGUGUUUACCGCAACAUACAAAAAUUUAUUCAAUUCCAGCUAAUUGUAAGUUCUGCUGCUCUUUUAUCUAACAAUGUUGGACUGGUUGUACUCCAAAAGGUCACACUAUCAACUAUACAACUGCUAUGGGUGGGAUUGAUUACCGAUACACUUGCUUGUCUUGCAUUUUCCACUGAAAAGCCUACAAAAGAACUCAUUAAGAAGCCACCCGUGCACACCGAAGAUCCCCUUGUCACCAACAUCAUGUUGAGAAACAUCUUGCCACAAGCUUUGUUUCAAACAAUUGUCCUCUUUCAAAUGCCAGAAUGGAAUGGGUAUGAUUAUCAGGUAGAUGUUACCUUUAUUUUCAAUUUGUACGUGUUUUGUCAAGUCUUUAAUCAGAUCAACGCAAGGAAGCUAGAAACAAAGAAUGUCUUUGAAAAGAUUCUAGCGAACGAACUCUUUUUGGUGACUGCUGUGUUUAUAAUUGUACUUCAAAUAUUAUUUGUGGAGAUUCUAAAGCUCAUUACAGACACAACGAAGUUAAAUUGGCCACAAUGGAGUUUAUGUAUUGGCAUUGCAUUCUCAACUUUGCCAAUCGGUUUGAUCGUGAGGUACAUUCCUGUCCCUAAUACACAAGUAAUGAAUUACCUCUUGGUUGGACGAAUAAUUGAAAGGUUCAGACUCAAAAAAUUGGUGUAUCUGGUAACAUGGGCAUCUCUUGUUCUGCUUCCCAUUCGUAGAAAUCAGAAUGCCAUAACUGAUCGCCAUGGAGAAUGA
Humulus lupulus (European hop) is the source of this 885-nucleotide messenger RNA. RefSeq names its product putative calcium-transporting ATPase 13, plasma membrane-type. Gene Ontology annotation, cellular component: intracellular membrane-bounded organelle. The record is from RefSeq and is a predicted model, not a curated record. Gene Ontology annotation, molecular function: P-type calcium transporter activity. The coding region runs from base 1 to 885 and encodes 294 amino acids. Lineage: Eukaryota; Viridiplantae; Streptophyta; Magnoliopsida; Rosales; Cannabaceae. The transcript has a single exon.